Molecule: messenger RNA, 700 nt
Organism: Desarmillaria tabescens
Lineage: Eukaryota; Fungi; Basidiomycota; Agaricomycetes; Agaricales; Physalacriaceae
Exons: 4
Source: RefSeq, a predicted model, not a curated record
GUUCGUAUAAUGACCCUGUCACGAUGUGUCUGGCAAUGCCUCACAUUCUUCACAGAGACCUUAAUCUGAUGGGCAUUGCGCUGCAUAUUGUGUGAACUAUGUGGGCGAUGUCUGAAAAUAGGGGCUCCACUGUUUCUUUGCUCCAAGCAUCGAUGCACGAUGGUGCUCCAUAUCCUCUGUGCUAUAGUGUGUCCUUGGAAAAGCUAUUGCUGCCAUGGAGAGCCAUCACAAAGCCUCCUUGUCGCAGCACCUUCCCUUGUUUGCCCCUAUAUUCAUAGGUGCACAAUUUCAAUCUCAUCUUGCCUCGUUGCGGGGCAUACAGAAAUUUGGUUGAUUACUAGUCUUUCUUUUUACUCGCUGCACUCGCAAUUAAUUACUCUUUCUGCUAGAUGUCAUCUUUGGAUGCUAUUUCUUCUUUCGUUGUUCGUAUGCUUCUUCAAUGGGUUUUGUAUAAUGACCCCAUCUUCGCUCUUUGAUGCUAUCUCUCCCUCUUCCUCUUUGCAGGCUGCCGAGCCUUUUCACUGUAUACAGAAAGAAGGCAUCGCACAUCUCCACAUUUCACACCCUAGUAUACUGUCCUUAUCGUUGCUCCCCACGUCGUUCAUGAUGCUACACUGGCGAUGCUCUAUACAAAUGCCAUGGUGUCCCCACAUUGGGGUCCUUACACUGUGAUGUCUUUCCUUCUGGUACAUAUUAUGCA